Molecule: messenger RNA, 5258 nt
Organism: Pezoporus flaviventris
Lineage: Eukaryota; Metazoa; Chordata; Aves; Psittaciformes; Psittacidae
Product: multiple epidermal growth factor-like domains protein 6
Exons: 32
Coding region: 1013-4981 (1322 amino acids)
Source: RefSeq, a predicted model, not a curated record
UGGGGGUCAAGCAGCUCCAAGGAAAUGCCCACUGGGAACAGCCAAUGUACUUACGGCUCAAACAGAUAUCACUGCCUGCCAGGUUUGUCCCCGUGGCUACCUCAGCCUUGAGAGUGGAGCUGGGUGCCGUGCGUGUCCAGAGGGAUAUUCCUGCCAUCCCCAAAGCGGUGUGCAGAGGAGCUGUGCUCCUGGUCAGUACUCACCAGAGGGAGACUUGGAGUGCCAGGAAUGUCCAGAGACUUACAUCUGCCCGGAUGGACAGAGCAGACAGCAUUGCGGGGCUGGUGAGCAGCCGAAUCCAAGCCGCACUCAGUGUAUAACCUCCGCUCCCGGCCCUUUCCCAAGGGAAGACUCUCUGCUGUGCCAGCCCUGCCCAGCAGGUCACUUCUGUCCUGAUGGCCUUGCAGUCCCUCCAUGCCCAGCAGGGAGUUUCAAGCCCAAAGAGGAGCUUCACCCCCCCAGCAGCAGCAGCUCCUCAUGCUUGCCAGGACUUGGGUUGUGCUGGAAGUGCCCUGCUGGGUAUUUCUGUCCUGCUGGAGCAAGUCACCCAGUGCCGUGCCAGCCAGGCACACACAACCCUCUGCAAGGCCAGGAUGAAGCCACUGACUGCAGAGCCUGCCCAGCAGGGAGAGCUUGUACCCAGGCUGGCUUAGCCCAGCCUGAUGCUGAGUGCUUACCGGGGUACGUGUGCCCAGCAGGGUCAUCCAGCCCUCAUUCUCCCAGCAACGCCUGUCCUCCAGGAACAGUCGGCAAUGAUUUCAACCUCUUUGAGAAGUCCCAAUGCGAAACGUGCCCAGCUGGAUUUGCCUGUGGGAGAGGAACAGGGGGGAAGCAGAAGCCCCCCACUCCAUGCCCAGCUGGUCACUACUGCCCACCAGGCACCAAGCACCCAACGCAGCACAAGUGUGCCCCGGGCACCUGGAGCAACAGGACAAGCCUGACCUCAGCGGAGGAGUGCUCCCCAUGCCCUGCAGGCUGGUUUUGCUUCGGAGGAGCCCGUUCUCCUACUGGGAUGUGCAGCUCAGGGCACUACUGCCCUCAGGGUACACAGAGGGGCACACAGUACCCCUGCCCUGCAGGAACCUAUGCCACCAGGCUGGGAAAUGGGAGAGUGGAAGACUGUGCUGCCUGCCCCCCAGGAGCUUUCUGCACCAGUGGGACCUCCAAGCCAGCUCUGUGCCCAGUAGGAACCUAUCGCAUAGAACAUGGUGCAGAAGUGGCUGCAGACUGCACCCCUUGUCCUGGAGGGUAUUACUGCCCUGAGCUGGGCACUGUAUCUCCUCAACCCUGUGGUGCUGGCAACUUCUCAGACCAAGGUUCAGCCUCCUGCUUGCCAUGCCUGGUGGGACAUUACUGUGCUGGAGAGCACACCAGCUGGGAGGUGAUGCUCCUAGCCAUGUGCCCAGCGGGUCUCCUGUGCCCACAAGGACAGGCUGCUGUUCCAGACACCAGUGCAAAUGCCUGCCCAAGAGGAUACUACUGUCCCCAGGGAGACACUGGUAAGCCUUGUCCCAAUGGGACCUAUGGUGAGCAGAUGGGUCUAAGCAGUGUUGCCGAAUGCUUGCCCUGUCCCAUGGGGAAGUACUGCUACAGAGAUGGGAUUGAGCCUCCAGGAAUUCCCAAUCCUACAGGGGAUUGCCCACCUGGCUAUCACUGCCCUCCGGGGACUGGGUUCCCUUUCUCCUUCCCCUGUAUGCCAGGCUUCUUCUGGGAUAAUUCCAGCACAGAGGGUGAAGACCCUUGCACACCAUGUCCACCUGGGUACUACUGUGACUCUCCUGCCAUGCCAGAGCCCAAAGCUUGCCCAGCAGGCUUUUACUGUGUGGAAGGCAGCUCUAAACCUGAAGCCUGCCCUGAGGGGACAUACAGUGGCAAGAAGGGGCUAUCUGGACCCUCGAAGUGCAGUCCGUGUACCCGUGGGUUCUACUGUGCUGCUCCAGGGCAGACUGGGCCAAGUGGUCCCUGUGAGGCUGGAUUCUACUGCCAGGGCAGAGCCCUCACUCCACUGCCCACAGAUGGUGUGACAGGAGACGUGUGUCCUGCUGGGGCUUACUGCCCACCUGGCUGUGCCUCACCCAUCCCCUGUCCUGCAGGCACUUACAGCAACCUCAGUGGGUUGAGGAGCCUCCAGGAGUGCUUGGACUGCCCCCCUGGCCUGUAUUGUGAUGGGACAAACAACCAAGCUCCCUCAGGACCCUGUGAAGCUGGCUACUUUUGCACAGGAGGUGCCAAAAGUGCUCUUCAGCAAGUGGUGAUGGAAGGGCAUUAUUCCUUACCAGGAGCUUUCAAGCCAGAACCAUGUCCUCUUGGCAGCUUCCAGCCUGCUCGUGCUCAGGCUCUUUGUCGGGACUGUCCAGAGGGUACAUUCUGCAGUGAGGCAGGCCUGGCUGCACCCCAGGAUUGUCCCAAAGGGCAUUUUUGCUUGGCUGGCAGUUCCUUCCCUCUCCCAUGCCCAGUGGGAACCUACACUGAUGUAGCCAGGGCAGGUUCUUGCAAGCCCUGCCCAGCAGGCAUGUACUGCAGCAGGGCUGCUCUGACUGAGCCAGAAGGACAUUGUCAGCCAGGGUAUUACUGCCUUCAAGGUUCCAGCACCUCCACACCCAUGGGGCUGCCAGUUGGAGAUCUCUGCCCACAAGGACAUUAUUGCCCUGCUGGCACAACCCACCCAAAAGAGAUGCCAUGUCCUGCUGGCACCUGGAAUGCACAGAGAGGAGCCCAGGAUGCCACUUGGUGCCUGCCUUGUGCUCCUGGGUUUUUCUGCAACAUGUCUGGGCAGGCUGCUCCUGAGGGACUUUGUGCACGAGGCUAUUACUGCGCAGGAAGGACAAAGACCGCAAAGCCAGAGGAUGGGAUCACUGGAGAUCUCUGUCCUCGAGGACAUUUCUGCCCUGCAGGCUCAGCAGCCCCUUCUCCCUGCCCCAGUGGAGAAUACAGCAAUGCAACAGGUCAAGACAGAUGCUUCCCUUGCCCUGCUGGGUUCCACUGCUCAAGUGGACUGCGCCGUCGCUGUCCUCCUGGCUUCUAUUGCCCUCAGAACACUGGAAUCAGCUUUUAUCCCUGUCCCCCUGGGACCUACAACCCCUCCUAUGGCCUCAGCCAGGCUGAGAGGUGUCAGCACUGCCCUGCAGGAGCAAGCGUCCCAAACCCUAAUGGAGCCACAAACACGAGCACUGGUGGUCCAUGCCCCCCUGGCCACUUCUGCCCAGCUGGCACAAGCAUCCCCCAGCAAUGCCCUGUGGGCACUUACUCUGACAGGCUCUACAACAGGCAGGACUCCAGCUGCACAGUGUGUCCAUCUGGCUAUUACUGCAGCUCUGCUGGCCUCACAGCACCCUCAGGACCCUGCUCAGCUGGCUACUACUGCUCGAGUGGAGCUUCCUCACCAUCACCACAUGGUAUGUGGGAGAAAGGAGGUCCUUGUCCUGUGAGCCACUUCUGCCCAGAAGGAAGCAGCUUUCCCUUGCCCUGCCUUGCAGGGACUUACAACAACCUCACCAGACAAGCUGCAUGCUUCCCUUGUGCUGCAGGCUACUACUGCCCAGAAAACUCCACCAGCUACAGUAUGAACCCUUGCCCAGCUGGCUUUUACUGCCCCAAAGGAACCAGGUUUGCUACUGAGUUCCCCUGUCCGCGGGGCUACUAUAACCCUGAUCCCAUGACACAGAGCUUGGAUAGCUGCUUGCCCUGUCCUCCUGGGCACUACUGUGGGAAGGAGAACUUGACAGCUGCCUCAGGCAUGUGUGAUGCAGGUUGGUUUUGCAUCUCAGCUGCUUGGACCUCACGGCCUUUUGAUCUGGAUAACUACACCAAUACCAACUGCCUCUGCCCAGCCACUGCCACUGGAGGGAAGUGCACAGCUGGUUUCUAUUGCCCCGAAGGAAGCCCAGAGCCACUUCCUUGUCCUCCAGGGUUUUACUGCAAUGCCUCAGGUCUGUCUGUGCCCAGUGGGGAAUGUACUGCUGGUUUUUACUGUAAAGCUGGAGCAACAAUCCCUAACCCAACAGAUGGUGUGACUGGGAAUAUCUGCCCUGGGGGCACUUACUGCACUGCAGCAUCAGCAGUACCCAAGCUCUGCCCUGCUGGCACCUUUUCCAGCCUCCAGGGGAGGAGAAUGCUUUCGGAGUGCCAGCCUUGCCCCUCUGGCUUCUAUUGUGAGGAGCCUGGCCUCACUGCUCCGACCGGAGAGUGCUGGGAAGGCUAUUACUGUAACAACCAGCAGGGGCCAGUUACUGAUUUUACCCUUUACCCAUGCCCACGAGGGUUUUACUGCCCAGCAGGAACAAACAGCAGCACUCAGUACAGCUGCCCUGCAGGAACCUUUGGACCAAGGCAAAAACUGAAAGCAAUCACAGAAUGCCAAAGGUGCCCACCAGGAAAAUACUGUGAAUUCUCUGGGCUUGCUGCCCCAACAGGAGAUUGUGCUGAGGGGUUUUGGUGCAAAAGUGGUGCCCGAGUAAGAACCCCCCAAGAUGGAGAAUCAGGACUUCCUUGUCCUCCUGGUCAUUAUUGCCCUGAAGGUGCCCCGCUUCCAGUGCAGUGCCCUCCUGGCACAUGGGCUGGUGGUGAAGGCAGCAGGAGCUUGCAGGAGUGCCAGCCUUGCCCUGGGGGAUAUUACUGCAAUAGCUCAGGGCAGAGAGCCCCCUCAGGACCCUGCAGCCCAGGGUACUACUGCAUCUCUGGGGCCCAGUCCUCAGCUCCCACUGAUGGCCUCUCAGGAGCUCCGUGUCCAGGCAGUCACUUCUGUCCUCUCGGAUCCAGCAGUCCAGCUCCAUGCCCCCCUGGCUCCUACAUGCCACACACCCAUGGAGAGGAGUGCCGUGCUUGCCCGGAGGGGGAACACUGUGUCUCUGGAGAGAAGCCACAGCCCUGUCCCCAGGGGUAUUUCUGUCCCAAGGGCACAGCUCUUCCUUUUGCUUGUCCAGCAGGGUCCUAUAACCCUUCACCAAGGCAAGGCAGCUGCCUCCCCUGUCCCAAAGGGUAAGGGUGAGACACUGAGUCCCCUACAUGUGUGAGUCCCAUACUCACACAUUUUAGGUGUGAGUAAGGGACUAUUAGGCAUAAUUGUUUAUCCAGUCAUCGUGGAGAGGAGUGUGGUGGGAAAAUGAGUUCUUUUACCACUGAAAAGCACUUGUCUCUGUGAGGAAGCAGAGCUCUGUUUAACCACGCUACAGCUGAGUGUGGGAGCAGGCAAAGUCCUAAAUCCAGGUACAACUACACUGGAAUUUAGAUCAGAAAGUUAUUUGGAGCAAGGAAACCAC